Molecule: messenger RNA, 968 nt
Organism: Phalaenopsis equestris
Lineage: Eukaryota; Viridiplantae; Streptophyta; Magnoliopsida; Asparagales; Orchidaceae
Product: dnaJ protein homolog
Exons: 4
Coding region: 174-953 (259 amino acids)
Biological process (GO): protein refolding
Cellular component (GO): cytosol; cytoplasm
Molecular function (GO): Hsp70 protein binding
Source: RefSeq, a predicted model, not a curated record
CUGCUGCUGCUGCAGCUGUUGCUUGCAGCCGCAGCAGCCCCUUCGUUUCCUUAACCCCGAUCAACGAGAGAGAAAUACUAGGGUUAGGGUUUCGGUUCCUAAGCGGGUGAUUGCGGUCGGCAAGAAGUUGAUUGCUUCCUCUGGUUUUAGUUGGACUCACAGAGAGAAGGAAGAUGUUCGGAAGGGCUCCGAAGAAGAGCGACAACACGAGGUAUUAUGAGAUUCUCGGCGUGUCGAAAAACGCGUCUCAGGAUGAUCUCAAGAAGGCGUAUCGGAAAGCCGCUAUCAAAAAUCACCCCGAUAAGGGAGGGGAUCCGGAGAAGUUUAAGGAGCUUGCACAAGCUUAUGAAGUUUUGAGCGAUCCUGAGAAGAGGGAUAUAUACGAUCAGUAUGGCGAAGAUGCACUCAAGGAAGGAAUGGGUGGGGGCGGUGCUGGCCAUGAUCCAUUUGACAUCUUUCAGUCUUUCUUUGGUGGAAAUCCUUUUGGAGGUGGCGGGAGCAGUCGUGGUCGCAGGCAGCGGAGGGGAGAGGAUGUUGUCCACCCACUCAAAGUCACAUUGGAAGAUGUGUACAAUGGUACUUCGAAGAAACUUUCUCUUUCCCGGAAUGUUCUUUGCUCGAAAUGCAAAGGGAAGGGAUCGAAAUCGGGCGCUUCAAUGAAGUGUUCUGGUUGUCAGGGUACAGGUAUGAAGGUCUCGAUUCGCCAGUUGGGUCCCUCUAUGAUACAACAAAUGCAGCAUCCUUGCAAUGAGUGCAAAGGAACUGGGGAGACCAUCAAUGAUAAAGAUCGCUGCCCACAGUGCAAGGGAGAGAAGGUUACCCAGGAAAAGAAGGUUCUUGAUGUUCUAGUUGAGAAGGGUAUGCAGAAUGGGCAGAAAAUCACCUUCCCCGGUGAGGCUGAUGAGGCGGUAUGUUUCCACUCGUCUUCCUUUUCUUUGGGGACAUUUACAUAAUUCUUAUGUAUUUAC